AUGGGCGGCGCCGUCCUUGUUCCCGACGAUGUUGAACGACGACCUUCUUGCGAGCCGCUCCUGGAUCACUCGCGCACUUCGUAUUCAAGCAUGGGCACCACCGAAGAGGCCACAGCUGGCCCGGCGCAAGACAACCACUCCUACACGGGAGCACACCAUGACAUUGACGAGGCCGCCGCCCGUCGCAUUAUGCGCAAGAUAGACUGGCACAUCAUUCCUCUAUUGUUUGUCACUUAUGUCUUCAACUUCAUGGACAAGACCAUUCUGUCGAGUGCCGCAGUAUUUGGAUUGAAGGACGACAAUCAUCUCAUUGGUCAACAGUAUUCUUGGGUGUCGUCUGUCUUCUACUUUGGCUACUUCUUCUGGACAUACCCUACGACUCUACUUAUCGCCCGUCUGCCAAUCGGCAAGUACCUGUCGGCAACCAUCAUCUUCUGGGGAGUCGUUGUCGCACUCACCGCCGCAUGCUCAAGCUAUGGCGGGCUCAUUACCGUGCGGUUCUUCCUCGGAGUGGCUGAGGCGACCGUGACACCAGCCUUGAUGUUCAUCACCACGACUUGGUAUACCCGUGAUGAGAUUCCCAAGCGAACUGGUAUCUGGUUCGCCGGCAACUCUGUGGGCGGCAUCAUCUCGUCAUUGCUCGCCUACGGCAUCGGACACAUUGACGACAGCGUCGGGCCAUGGAGGUGGAUGUUCAUCAUUCUCGGUGUAGCGACUUUCCUCUGGGCGUUUGUUAUCUUCUUCCUGCUACCCGACAGCAUCUCUAACGCCAAGUUCCUUACCCCUGAAGAACGUCAGUGGGCCAUUGACCGUGUUGUCAUUGCUGGUACUGGAAAAACGGAGAAGACAGCCUGGAAGUGGGAUCAGAUGAUCGAGUGUCUGCAAGACCCCAAGACCUGGCUCAUCUGGAUCAUUGCCUUGCUGUGUCAGAUUCCCAACGGAGGUACCCAGAACUUUGCCAACUUGGUUAUUACCUCUUUUGGCUUUACCUCCCUCCAGUCGACACUCAUCAAUAUCCCUUAUUCGGUCAUCACAGUCAUUGCCAUUACCGGAACGGGUUGGCUCGCUGGCCGCUUCAGAUCUCUCAACUGCAUCCUCGCUGCCCUCAUUGUGCUACCGCCCGUCGUGGGCAGCGCUCUCAUCGGCAAGCGGGCCGACCUGCCCCAGGGUGUCUCGCUCUUUGGCUACUUCCUGCUGUCGACGGGCCCCUCGGCACUGCCCCUGAUUCUCUCCCUUAUCCAGGUCAAUUUCAAGGGCGUUACCAAGAAGAUGACCAUGACGGCCAUGAUCUUCAUUGCCUACUGCGCCGGUAACAUUGCUGGCCCUCAGCUCUUCAAGAGCUCCGAGGCGCCAACCUACCCCACUGCAUUCCGGGCCAUUAUGAUUUGUUACGCUCUCGUGGUGUGCUUGUGCAUUGCUCUGAGGUUUUACCUGUCAUUCAUGAACAACAAGAGGCGUCAGGAAGAAGGCAUCGAGGGUAGUGCCGGUACCUCUGGUGCGGUAGGCGGUAAGGUCGACGAUGGUGCGGAUGAGCGUCCUGUCACCGAGGCGGUUAAUGAGGUUCAGCUUCGCCCGGAAGACUAUGACGAUGUAACAGACUGGAAGACUUUUGGGUUCAGGUAUCGCCUGUAA
Pestalotiopsis fici W106-1 is the source of this 1632-nucleotide messenger RNA. RefSeq lists its product as uncharacterized. The transcript has 2 exons. Gene Ontology annotation, biological process: dipeptide transport; transmembrane transport; allantoate transport. The record is from RefSeq and is a predicted model, not a curated record. Gene Ontology annotation, molecular function: dipeptide transmembrane transporter activity; allantoate transmembrane transporter activity. Bases 1 to 1632 code for a protein of 543 amino acids. Lineage: Eukaryota; Fungi; Ascomycota; Sordariomycetes; Amphisphaeriales; Sporocadaceae. Gene Ontology annotation, cellular component: plasma membrane.